AUGCAGCCCGUCUUCCCGAGCGUGCCCCUCGAACUUGUCGCCCGCCUCUCCCACCUUUGCAAGCUCAACUGCUCCUGGAUAUGGGAGCGUCUUCCCGUUGCCUUUGGUUCCCGGGCGCUGCGCAUGUAUGCCCGCGUCUGGGCAGGUCCUUGGCGCGAUGCCCGCGCCGAGUUCGGGCGGGGUGUGCGCCGACAUGACGCACGCUUA
Canariomyces notabilis is the source of this 207-nucleotide messenger RNA. RefSeq lists its product as uncharacterized. The annotation marks the transcript as partial. NCBI's taxonomy places the organism in Eukaryota, Fungi, Ascomycota, Sordariomycetes, Sordariales, Chaetomiaceae. The record is from RefSeq and is a predicted model, not a curated record. The transcript has a single exon.